AUGUCAAGAGUUGCUUCUGUUUGCUUGAUUCUGGCACUGCUAAUGUUGUUGGUACCUCCUACAUUAAUAACAUUUUGGGUUCGUAAAUUCAAAAAAAUGGAAAGCGAAAUUAAGGACGUCGCGGGUUCAAGUCUUGAAAACAACCUCUUGCAGAAAUGCAAGGUGUAUGCACCAGCCAAUGUACAAGAUGUUCAACUAAGCCAUUUUCAUCAGACCAUUAAAUUUGGAUUAAUGUUAAUCAUCUUAAUGAUGGUUGCUUUGGCUGUUUCAAUAAUCACAUUUGUGAUACUAAUAAUAAGAUCAAGAAGAAGAGAAAUGCUUUUGUAUGAUGAACUUACAAAGCAAAUUGAAGCAACUCAAGAAGCAAUUAGAAAAAGUAUGAACAAAAGUACUGCAUUUGUUCAAGCAAAUCAUGAUCUUAGUGUAAGUCUUGCUUCAAUCAAUGGAUUAAUCGAGCUCUGUCGUGGCACGCCCCAUGCUUCACCAGAAUCCGAAUUGGUGAAUUAUUUGAAUAUGAUGGAAUCUUGCACGAACGAUCUUUUAGGCUUUUUGAGUUCUGUUCUUGACCAAAGCAAGAUAGAACGAGGGAAGAAGUAUCUUAAAGAAGAAGAAUUCGACAUGGAAGAUCUACUAGAACACGUUGUCAACAUGAAUUACCCCAAUGGGGCAAAGAAGAAUGUUGACGUGGUACUAGAUCCAUGUAAUGGAUCUAUUACAAAAUUUUCUCGAGUUAAAGGAGAUAGAGCAGAAUUAAGACGGAUACUGAGUAACUUGCUGCAUAAUGCAGUUAAGUUUACAUCAGAAGGCCACAUAAUUGUUCGUGCUUGGGCUCGGAAAACCAGCUUUGAUCAAAGUCGCAGUAUUUCUCCGAAAACAAGCACUGGUUGGCUGUCAUGCUUACAUGCACGGAAGGAUGAAUCUACGUCAGAAGUACAAGAUACGUCAGAAGUGCUAGUACUGAACAGUGUUCAGAAAGAUCCAAACUGCAUGGAAUUAGUAUUCGAGGUGGAGGAUACCGGGAAAGGAAUUCCAAAAGAGAAACAGACAUCUGUUUUUGAGAAUUUCGUUCAAGUGGAUGAUGAAUCAAACACAGGCAUUGGCUUAGGCCUCGGCAUUGCUCAGUCAUUGGUAGGUCUAAUGGGUGGCAAGUUAGGUAUAGUAGGCAAAAAUAUUGGUGAAGAAGGUACUUGUUUCAGAUUCAACGUUUUCCUGAUAGCGUGUGAUCAACCUCAAGCUCAAGAAAGUCAAGCAACUACUGUUAAUUAUGCAAGAGAGGAUGAUUUGGAAUCACUGACCGGAGGUGGUUCAGUAGCAAGUAGUAGCAGAUUUAAACCAGAAACAUCCAAUGCCAUUCUUUUCAUUAAGGAGGAAGAAAGAAGCCGAGUUCUUCGUAGAUUCAUGAUGAACGUACUCGGCUUAAGGGUACAUGUUGUGAAUCAACAUGAGCAGUUUUCUCAAACUCUCAAGAUGAUGAAAGAGAACAUAAUCAAGGUUGCAUCACGCAGCAACUCCUUCUCCUCAUCCUCAAUAAGAUCACAGGAAAUUUCCCUCCAUGCUUUAUAUGUAACAAAUGUCAAUGAUUGUAUUGAUAUCUCAUCAUCUCAGAGGAGGGGCAGAGGACUUAGUUCUAGGAUUUCACUUAUAAGAUUCGUCUUGAUCGUAAUUGACACAAGUGCUGGACCAAUUCGAGAAAUGACUCAAGCUAUGACUGAAUUUAGAAAGGACCUUCCCAAAGAUGUCUCCCUUCGAGUUGUUUGGCUUGAAAAUCCUGGUGCAGACAAGGACAAACUACCUUCGACAGAUAUAGUCAUAGCCAAACCAUUGCAUGGUUCUAAUCUAUAUCGCGCCCUCAGAGAUGUACCAGAGUUUCGAGAUAAAAUUUUACCGACCAUCACACAAGAAAUGAAGGAAGAAACAAUUCAGCAUGUUUCGAUCGAUGUUCCCGGACCUUCGGGUUCGAAGUGA
This is a messenger RNA of Capsicum annuum, 1965 nucleotides long. RefSeq names its product histidine kinase CKI1-like. Gene Ontology annotation, molecular function: phosphorelay sensor kinase activity. Gene Ontology annotation, biological process: phosphorylation; signal transduction. The record is from RefSeq and is a predicted model, not a curated record. NCBI's taxonomy places the organism in Eukaryota, Viridiplantae, Streptophyta, Magnoliopsida, Solanales, Solanaceae. Gene Ontology annotation, cellular component: nucleus. The transcript has 6 exons. The coding region runs from base 1 to 1965 and encodes 654 amino acids.